AUGGCUACUUUAUGUAUGGUUUCAACAACUCUUUUUUACCAAAACGCUCUUAGCCACAGUUUUCGUCCUCACCGUUUUGUAUGCAAAUCCAUGACCAAAACUACGCCGGAAGCUACUUCAGUUGACCUCAGUCGACGCUCCGGCAACUAUCAACCUUCACCGUGGGAUCAUUGUUAUCUCCUCUCCAUCGAGAACAAAUAUGCGAGUGAAAGAGAAGUAGUAACAAGAGAUGUGUUGAAGAAAAAAGUGAAGAGGAUGCUUGAUGUUACACAGAGCCGUCUCGAGCAGUUAGAGCUCAUCGAUGAUCUACAAAAACUUGGGGUUUCCUAUCAUUUUGAGCUAGAAAUAAAUAACAUUUUAACAGACUUUUAUCUUAAAAAUGGAAGAAAUGUCUGGAAAUGUGACAAGGAAGACGAGUUACAUGCAACCGCACUCGAGUUCCGACUUCUUAGACAGCAUGGUUUUGAUGUCUCAGAAAAUAUAUUUGAUGUGAUCAUCGACAAGAUAGAAAGCAAUAGGUUCAAGAUCGAAAAUAUAACAAGUAUAAUUUCUUUGUACGAAGCCUCGUUUCUCUCAACCAAAGCGGAUACAAAAUUGCAUAAAGUCAUCAGACCUUUUGCGACAGAUGAAAUAAGGAAAUAUGUUGAUGAUGAUGAAUCAUACAACAUGGAGAUAAGAGAGAAGGCGAUUCAUGCGUUAGAAAUGCCAUACCAUUGGAGAAUGAGAAGGCUAGAGACGAGAUGGUACAUAGACGCAUACGAGAAGAAAAUUGGCUUGAAGGAUCUUGUCUUGAUCGAAUUCGCCAAAAUCGAUUUCAAUAUCGUACAAACCACUCAUCAAGAAGAUCUCAAAUACGUUUCAAGCUGGUGGAAGGGUACAUGUUUGGCUAAUGAACUUCCCUUUGUAAGAGAUAGAAUUGUCGAGAAUUAUUUUUGGACUGUUGGAUUAAUAUACGAACCACAAUUUGGAUAUAUCCGACGUAUCAUGACUGUAGUUAAUGUGCUUGUUACAACCAUUGACGAUAUCUAUGAUAUCUAUGGCACUCUUGAAGAACUUGAACUCUUCACUUCCAUAGUUGAAAGUUGGGAUGUAAAUCGUCUUGAUGGGCUUCCCGAGUACAUGCGGUUGUGUUUUCUUGUUUUGUACAAUGAAAUCAAUGGCAUUGGAUAUGAUAUUCUCAAAUAUAAAAAUAUUGAUGUCACCCCAUUUCUCAAGAAAUCGUGGGCAGAUUUAUGUAAAACAUAUCUAGUGGAAGCAAAGUGGUACAACAGAGGAUACAAACCAAGUGUGGAAGAAUACAUGCAAAAUGCUUGGAUUUCAAUCUCUGCCCCAACAAUAUUGAUUCACUUUUACUGCUGCUUCUCUGACCAAAUCUCAGUUCAAGACUUGGAGGCUUUGUCUCAACACCGACAACACAUCGUCAGGUGCUCCGCCACUGUCCUUCGUCUAGCUAACGACCUUGGAACAUCGUCGGAUGAAUUGGCGAGAGGAGACGUACUCAAAUCGGUCCAAUGUUACAUGCAUGACACCGGAGCUUCCGAGGAAGAGGCACGCGAGCACGUACAUCAGAUGAUUAUUGACACAUGGGACGAUAUGAACUACGAAACCAAAGAAACGGCACGUCGUUCACCGUUGUUUUCUCGAGGUUUUAUGGAAGCUGCGAUGAACUUGGCACGCAUGUCGCAAUGCAUGUAUCAAUACGGUGAUGGUCAUGGAUGUCCGAGCAAAGCCAAAACCAUUGAUCGUGUCGAGUCCUUGCUCGUUGAUCCAAUCCCAUUAAGUUAGAUUAUUUACACUCUUUUAAGUUGCUGCUAUCAAACUUCCACCACUCUUUGAUUGUUAUUUAGUACCAAGAAACAGAGGAUGCUCUGUUUUGUUCUGUGUGCC
Capsella rubella is the source of this 1887-nucleotide messenger RNA. Its product is annotated as 1,8-cineole synthase 1, chloroplastic. Gene Ontology annotation, biological process: diterpenoid biosynthetic process. NCBI's taxonomy places the organism in Eukaryota, Viridiplantae, Streptophyta, Magnoliopsida, Brassicales, Brassicaceae. Bases 1 to 1785 code for a protein of 594 amino acids. The record is from RefSeq and is a predicted model, not a curated record. Gene Ontology annotation, molecular function: magnesium ion binding; terpene synthase activity. The transcript is spliced from 7 exons.